AUGUCUCCUAAUUCAUGGGUUUUUGACGAGACUCCAUUACCAAGACUCGGCUUUCUCGGCCAAGGCACCCAUGGCUACGUCUCCCUGGUUCGAACCCCCGAUGGACUCCUCAUGGCUAAGAAAACAUCUCUCCGCAAAUACUCGGAGGAUCUCGAGAAAGAGUUGAGGAUAUUGCAUCACUUCUACGCAACCAAAUUCAACACCGUAAGACCCACAAGCCCUAUUAUCUUCAACGAAACAAUGCCAGUCAAUGUCAAGGUGACUUCCAUCUACAUGGAAGUCGCACCACAUGGCUCACUCAAAGACAUGAUUACCAAAGCCGAGAAUGUCCUUAUCUUCCCGAGCUAUGCUCAAGGAGAGCUUUGUGAUCUGAAACUUGCAGAUUUCGGUUUAGCUAAGGAGCCUAACGGACCUGAUCCAGCGCCUGGAUCUUUGUUCGAGGGAACUCCGGAGUAUUUGGCUCCUGAGGCAGUCGGGCCACGUGGAAGGAUCUCGUCGGCCAUUGAUAUUUGGUCCUUAGGUGUUAUGGUGCUUGACAUGUUGGGGUUUACUAUUGUAGGGGAAGUAUGUGAUUGCUUGCCGGAGACACUAUCGCCGAUGGCUCGUGACUUUGUGAGGAGAUGCAGAGUGAGGACUCCGACGGCUAGAGCCACCGCGGAGGAGCUAAUGGGCCACCCUUUUCUUACACAAAGUCUUGAGGUUCCACCGCUUGAACUGCUUCCGGUGCCUUCUUGCUUACGUAAUGGGGUGGUUGAAGGAAGGUUUUUUUAG
Messenger RNA from Eutrema salsugineum, 771 nucleotides. Its product is annotated as mitogen-activated protein kinase kinase kinase 3. Gene Ontology annotation, biological process: protein phosphorylation. Bases 1 to 771 code for a protein of 256 amino acids. NCBI's taxonomy places the organism in Eukaryota, Viridiplantae, Streptophyta, Magnoliopsida, Brassicales, Brassicaceae. The transcript has 2 exons. Gene Ontology annotation, molecular function: protein kinase activity; ATP binding. The record is from RefSeq and is a predicted model, not a curated record.